Messenger RNA from Scophthalmus maximus (turbot), 1834 nucleotides. RefSeq names its product myb-related transcription factor, partner of profilin. Bases 156 to 962 code for a protein of 268 amino acids. The transcript is spliced from 4 exons. The record is from RefSeq and is a predicted model, not a curated record. NCBI's taxonomy places the organism in Eukaryota, Metazoa, Chordata, Actinopteri, Pleuronectiformes, Scophthalmidae.
UUUCCCUGAGACGGAGAAGAAAGCCUUACGUUUCACCUUAAGGUUUUAUUCGGGAUUUAUGUAUCAUUGCGCCUUUUCUGCCUCCUAGUAUCUGCGUCCCUCAAGAGCCUGGGCAGGUACCAAAUUACUCUUCGACUUGAUUCAGUUGCAGAAAAAUGCCUCUACAACUUCUUGAGGGGCUGUCCAGCAGGAAGCGAAGACCUAACUGGACAGACGAGGAGUGUCUCCUUCUUGCCCAGUUGAUGCAGGAGAGGAAAGAAAUAAUCAGAGGGAAGUGCAGCACUGGGGUAUCAAUACAGGAUAAAAGACAAGCCUGGGAGGAAAUAGCCCAAGCCAUCAAUACUGCCUUUCCAGAGACUCAGCGAACAGUUUUUGACUGCAACAAAAAGUGGGAAAAUCUUCUGGCAAAGUCGAGGGAGGAGAUCAAACGACAGAGAAGGCAUGCGGGUACAGAUGAAGGCCUGUCAUUUGAAGAUUUCAGCACUGUGACCCAAAUAGUGAUUUCUGUGAUGAACCUCUCAGACAUGCUGCAACAAGAUCGAGAAGACUCUUCUGUGUCAGACUUGGCGGAAACGCAACAAAACAGCUGUGAUAAAGAUGGAAACAACCACAGAGCUGAUGAAAGUUUGACAAUCAAAUGUCCACCGACAGAGCACAAGCUCCUUACAUAUCCACAUCCAUCCACCUCUCCAGAAGAACAAAAGAUGACUGUUUUAACCAAUUUUCCUGAAUCACUCGCAGUACAGUUCAGUACUCCCUGUGCUGCCUCCGGAGAACACUCGGAUAUUCCCUGCUCCACUUCUCCAACCUCAGUGCACGGCACAACCUUGCAAGAGCGCACGGAUUUGGAAAUGUCUGUGCUGAGACGACAAGAGGCCGUCCUCAAGCUGCAAGAGGAAUAUUACACACUAAAAAUUAAGAUGAUGAAAAAGCAAAUGGAAGAGCCACUUCAAAAGGACUAACACAAUUGUAGAAAAAAAUCAGUUGCAGCUGUAUGGUACUUGUGCCUGUCUAUGAAAUGUGGCAGAUGAAAGUUAGUCUCAUGAUUUGUCAGUUUUAUAGAAAAACAACACAUUUGAUCUGGGUGAAGACUUACUCCAUAUUCUGCUAUAUCUACAUGUGACCCUGAUAAUUUGAUAACUAACAUCUCUUUCUUUGAAAUUUCCUGAAAAGCAACCAACAAGUAGAAUAAAAGGCUUAUAUGUUGUGUUGUUUUAUAAAUUAUUGUCUUUCUCAAAGACUUGAGAUCAUCCGUUUUCUUUGUAGGACAGUGAAAUUCAAGGGAUUUCUCAUUUGUUGCCUCGCAAUGUCUUUUCACCAUUCAAAACUCACUCACUUACACGUUAGACAUCCUCUAAGUUGACAGGCAACACAUUAACAUGUAGGCUGAGGUAUCUUGCCAUAUACACUAACUGAAAUUUCAACUACUGAGUUCUAUAAUUCUUGAAAUUGAUUUACAUUACUAAGGGAGUACGAUUUGUGUUUUCUGGGAGGAAAUUCCAAAUUCAUAUGUGUAGUUUUACAGUGUGGGACUUUUUUUUGUUUAUUUGCCGAUUUAUGUCAUUUACUGAUUUGCUGAUUUGCUGAUUUAUGUCAUUUACUCUUAAGUGCAAAUGUGAAAGCUGUAAAUGUUUGACAUAUACCAAUAAACAUAUUUAUGAAAAUUGAACUUGAUCAUACCAGUGUAAGAAGGCCCCAAAUAAUUUGCCGUCUAGACAAAUGUAGUUAUUGGUGUGUAAUAUUUCUCAUAAAUCCAUGUAUUUGUAAGUGAUGGGUUGGCACCCAGAUGUAAAGUGGUGGGGCCCAGAGUGUUGAAUUAAACUCUGUUAUUUGC